This is a messenger RNA of Oncorhynchus masou masou (cherry salmon), 1180 nucleotides long. RefSeq lists its product as uncharacterized. The transcript is spliced from 4 exons. The record is from RefSeq and is a predicted model, not a curated record. The coding region runs from base 344 to 1180 and encodes 278 amino acids. Lineage: Eukaryota; Metazoa; Chordata; Actinopteri; Salmoniformes; Salmonidae.
UGUCUGUCUCAUUGUUCUAUCUGUGAUUUUGGUGUUGGCUCUGUAACUAUCAAACGUUAGUUACCUAACUGCCAUGAGCUUGCGUUCUUUCAAUGCCUAUGGUAUUUCUUUGUUCGAAUAUCCUCAUACAGUAAAUGCUACAUCUUAUAUCUCGAAAGUAUUAAAAUUGUUAUUAGAACCGUCAUUGAAAGAGACAACAUCCAACAGUAGUUAGCCUGCUAACGGUAGCUAGCUAGCUUCCUAGCCUUUUGCUGAGCUGGAUCGUAACACUGACCCACCUGAACAAAAGUACCUAAAUGUUAUGAACUCGUAACUGUACCUAGCUACACAUAGACAAUUUGCUAUGAUGUCUGAAGCCAUCGUAACCUUCCAGUCUCAGCUCUCCGGAGUCAUGGAGACGGUAUUCAAGGCUGCUAUGUACGAGAUCACAAGGCUGGUGGAGGAUAGCUUCCUGAAGGAGAUGUCCCGCAGCCGGGAGCAGCUCGAGUCGCUGAAGAAGCGGCUACAGUGGUCGGAGAACAGACGCAGGGACAGAGAGGGAGACCAGAGGGGGAAGUGUGCAGACUGUGGAAGAGCUGACGAGGAAGCCAAGGAGAGAAGCUCUGGAACCUCACAGACAGGUGUGGAGAGGGGGCAUGGCCUGAAGCAGGAGAAGGUAUCAGGGGAGGAGUGGAGCAGCUGUGGGGGCGUGGCCAGGGAAACAGCCUUAAAUGAUCUGGAGGAGACUGAGGCCACCAGCCCUAGGAAAAUCUCUGAGUCCACAGAGGUCGGAGGUCAGAAGCUGGACAGCCUGCUGAAAGAGGAGCCUCUCCACAACACUGAGCUACAGGAGAGAUGGGGCGUCUGCCUGGAUGGGGCCGAUGGUUCAGACGUCUCGGGGCCCAGUAAGAGUUUUAUUCAGCAGGAUCUACAGCGGUGCCAGGAUGACUGGGCUUCUGGUCUAGAGCAGCAUCCUGAACCACCGGGCCCAGAGGGAGACCCCAGCCAACCUCUCUACCGCCCCCGCUACAGCAUGGAGGAACUGGGGGUCGGCUUUGAGAAGUCUGGUUACGGCAGUAGUGGUAGUGGCGACCAUCUUCUAGACAUGGAAGGGCUGGAUAGGCUUCCUGGUUCUCCGUCUCGUCUGGGGGGGCUGAGCUACAGAGCUGCAAGUCACUACCAGGUGGACCUGGGGGUCUGA